AAAACACAGACAUCUCUAGAGUAGAUUUUUCUAUUUUUUGAAUUUUAAGAUUGAAAUUUUAAAACUGCAUAUUAAACUAAAAGUUUAAAUAUUUAAAAAAAAAUGUGAUAUUUGUUUUAGAUUAGCUACUUACUACUAGCUUUACAAAAUAAUUAAUUGAAAUUAACAUUAAGGAUGCCCAGACGACGAAGAUUUACACCUCUACGAUAUAGGACUAGAACUACAUCACAUCAGCAAAAUAAUGAAGAUGAAGAAGAAAUUAAAAAAGGUAAGGGAGUUUCAGAAGCUCGUUGUCGACUAAUGGGUGCUCUAAUGGAAAUUGUAGAACCAACUGCUGAGGAAUCUGAUGGAUCUGAUGAUGAUUACACUCCUGUUAGAAAAGAAAGGAAACUGCAAAGUGCAGGUUCUGCAGAUGAUGUGAAACUAUUGGGUAAAGCACAGUCCUAUGUCCUCAAAUUGUUUGACAGAAGUGUAGAUCUGUCACAAUUUACCGAAGAUACACCUCUGUAUCCAAUAUGUAGAGCAUGGAUGGCAAACAAUCCUAAGGCUGACUACAAAGCUUGUAUGGAGAUGAAAGAAGAGGAACCUUUACCAGGUGCUGUAGAAUUACCUGGCCCUGAAGGACCACCCAUUUCUAGAAUACCUCAGCUAUUACCUGCACAGUCAAAUCGGCGCAAGGAAAAUAUUGACUUUAAUUGUGAUGAAGAGUUAAGCAAAGAGCAACUAUUGUCAUGGCACAUGGGCCGCUGGUGCAGUGUGCGGCAUGCAUGGCUCGAGCAGGCUGCCAAUGUGCAUGCUCGCUAUGCAGCCGCACACAAAGUGCUGGAAUCCAUGAAUGCAAGUGCUGUGUGAAAGGAGUAUGAAACUGAUUGAAGUAUAAGAAUGGUACAAUAUAAUAGUUAUUAUAUAAUCAAUAAAGUAGAUAAUUUAAGUUUGUAUGUAUAUAUAAUAUUAUUUAAACAAUCAUAAAUCUGUAAAUUGUGAUUUUUUUGAUAUUUUUUAUUAUACUUAUUCAUUUUAUGGAUAUAACAGAUCAAAAAAAAAUUAAUCUCUAAUAAAAUAGAAAGGUAAUAUAAUAAUAGAUAGAAUUUGAUCCAUUAUUGUAUAGAAUUUUGACUUUUAUUUGAUAAAACUUUAUAUUUAUUCUAUAUCACCAUAAUGGCUGGUUUUUAUAAAUAAGUUUAGUUGUAUAAAAUCUUACAUUUUUUAUUUUUCGUUUAUUCUUCUGAUGCUAUUUUGAGACAAUUUUAGAAUGAUUUAAUCAACACUUUCAUGCACUUUUGUCAUAUGUAUAAAAUAAUGUGUGAUUAAAACUACGGAUAUUUUAAAAUUAAAUAAAAAUCUUUAUUAAUGGGA
This is a messenger RNA of Leptidea sinapis, 1356 nucleotides long. It is a transcript of the gene mip40, whose product is annotated as protein lin-37 homolog. The transcript is spliced from 6 exons. Gene Ontology annotation, cellular component: transcription repressor complex; Myb complex. The coding region runs from base 175 to 852 and encodes 225 amino acids. Lineage: Eukaryota; Metazoa; Arthropoda; Insecta; Lepidoptera; Pieridae. Gene Ontology annotation, biological process: negative regulation of transcription by RNA polymerase II. The record is from RefSeq and is a predicted model, not a curated record.